GAUGACGCCGUUGUGUACAGUGUGAAUGAAAUUAUAAAGAUAUAAUUGAUAACGAUAAAUUUCAAAUUUCAAACAAUUCAAAAUUAAUUUUAAGUUUUUAAACGGUGUUUGGCUGUACUUUAACAUUUAAUUUUAGAUUUUCAUCUUCUGUUUUAAGAUUCAUUACACCACUUUUUUUUGAUGGAACUGGACCAAGUUAUAGUUUUACAUCAUCUUAAAGAGUUAGGGUAUGAGAAUGUUGAAUCUCAUUUACUUCAAAAAUUUAUGAAAGAUUUAAAAAAACUUAUUAAGUAUGAAAAACACAAAGCACUAGUUGAAGAAAAAAGAAAUUUGAAUGAUGAUUUAAAUAAAAAAAGAAAUUUAUUGGAACAAAAACAAGAUAUUCCACCUAAUAAUUAUUGUAAAAAUGCAUGUUGCAAUAAAAAAAAAAAUGAAGUUUUCGAAAGGUUAUCACGCCCAAGUUCAAAAACAAAAAUAUGUUCUAAAGCUGUAUCCACAAUAGCUAUUCAAACAGAUUUACAAAAAAAAAAAACAAGUGAAAACAAAUAUUCACAAAUUUUAAAAAGGAAACAAAUGGAUCCAGUAUCAUUACAUCAGUAUUACCAAAAUGAAUGGCAGAAUCAUAAAGUGCCAGGUGAAAAAAAUCAUAAUGACUUACGGUGGCAAAUUAGACAGGCUAUGAUACAUAAAUAAAUUUAUUUUUUACUUAAUGUUAAGACAUCUAUAGAUAUUUGACUUUAAUUUUUAUUAAUAUAUAAAUAUGUUGUAAUUUCAAAAUUUCAAAAAUACACAUCUACUUCUAAUUACAAUUUAGUUCAAAUAAAUUUUAUCGAAUACUUAUUGACAUGAGUGAUUAUAUUUAUACAAUGUAUUAAUCUUAAAUCGUUAAUACAUUGUAAUUAUAAAUAAAAAUAAAAAUAUUGAAAUCUUAAAUAGUUAAACACCUUGUAAAUUUAAAAACAAUCUUAUUAUUUAUAGUUAAGUUAUUUUUAUUGUAAUAAAGAUUAUACGUUUUUACUUUUAA
Rhopalosiphum padi (bird cherry-oat aphid) is the source of this 1024-nucleotide messenger RNA. RefSeq lists its product as uncharacterized. NCBI's taxonomy places the organism in Eukaryota, Metazoa, Arthropoda, Insecta, Hemiptera, Aphididae. Gene Ontology annotation, biological process: cilium assembly. The coding region runs from base 181 to 693 and encodes 170 amino acids. The transcript has 4 exons. Gene Ontology annotation, cellular component: non-motile cilium; centriole. The record is from RefSeq and is a predicted model, not a curated record.